AUGAAAUGUUUUCUUGUUUUGUCAUUCCUGAUUGUCAACACCACCUCAGAAUGCGUCCCAGAAUGCAAGUCUCCGGGAAUAUUAGCGGCUAUCGAAAAAAAUCCGGCAAUCAAGAACCAUAUAAAAGAACGACACCAGGGCUUUUUACACGCUAAACAAAUAGACUUUGCAAAAUAUAAUAAAUACGCAGUAAUAGAAAAAUUUCUGACAUCACUAAGUAAUCAACCAUCCGUCGGACCAUCAGGUAAGGGGAAGAUAUUUGCUUACAGAGAAGUAAUAGGCAAAACCGCAGAAAAUCGUAAAAUACAUUUAAUCAAGAUAUUCAAAAAGAAAAAUGGGGGAUGUGGAAAAAGAAGACGGAAAAUGAAACCUUCGAUUUUGAUAGAUGGUGGUAUACAUGCACGUGAAUGGAUCUCACCAGCGGUGGUGCUGAAUAUUAUUAACCAACUUAAGAAUAACCCAACAAAGGAUCCUGCCAUAGAAAAGUUGGUCGACAUGUAUGACUGGUAUAUCAUCCCUGUUCUCAACCCCGAUGGUUAUGUUUAUAGCUACACAACAGACCCUUGCUGGAGGAAAAAUCGAAGACAGACUUCCUAUGAUCCUAAAUGUUUUGGGGUUGAUUUGAAUAGAAAUUUUGGUUUUGACGACGAAUCAUGGAAUCCUGCAGUUGGUGGCUCAACAGACCCUUGUGACUAUGAGAGAUUUGCUGGUACAGGUCCUUUCACAGAGAAGGAAAGUAAAGCCCUCAGGCGAGUGAUGGGUAGAAAUAAAAAGAACAUUAACUUCCUUGCUUACUUGACUUUCCAUAAUUAUGGAAAUAUAAUGUCAUAUCCUAUAGGUUACUCCUUAGAAGAACUAGCAGAUAAACAAGAUCUACAGGACGCUGGUAAAGUUGCAGCAGCUGCGAUAUUUACUAAGCAUCAAACGAAAUACAUAGUGGACCAAAAUUCCUUUAUACCAGAAUUUGGUUCAAUUGCUGGAGCUUCAGAUGAUUAUAUGCAAGAGGUGGAGCAAACAUUAAGUACUCGUAUACAAUUGAACUUAGGGAUGAAGGAGAUAAAGCAUUCUUUCUACCUGCAUCAGAAAUCACUCCUACAAGCGAAGAAAUAA
Messenger RNA from Mytilus trossulus (common blue mussel), 1110 nucleotides. Its product is annotated as carboxypeptidase B-like. Gene Ontology annotation, biological process: proteolysis. Gene Ontology annotation, molecular function: metallocarboxypeptidase activity; zinc ion binding. NCBI's taxonomy places the organism in Eukaryota, Metazoa, Mollusca, Bivalvia, Mytilida, Mytilidae. The record is from RefSeq and is a predicted model, not a curated record. The coding region runs from base 1 to 1110 and encodes 369 amino acids. The transcript has a single exon.